Molecule: messenger RNA, 1485 nt
Organism: Penicillium odoratum
Lineage: Eukaryota; Fungi; Ascomycota; Eurotiomycetes; Eurotiales; Aspergillaceae
Product: fungal specific transcription factor domain-containing protein
Exons: 2
Coding region: 1-1485 (494 amino acids)
Biological process (GO): DNA-templated transcription
Cellular component (GO): nucleus
Molecular function (GO): zinc ion binding; DNA binding
Source: RefSeq, a predicted model, not a curated record
AUGACUGAUCCAAUCAAUUCACGACUGGAUGGUACUUUAGGUCUAGAGCUUCAUCUGCAUUCCGAGUAUAUUGGCCCCGCUAGCUUUCAUGAACCUGAACUUCUUGACCUGCGACCAUCUGCUAUGCUGCUCAGUGACAAUGAGAGAUGUUAUCCGCGACGUGUGAAUCAAACUGCCGCAUUUAUCACCUAUCCUGAUAAGGACUCGGCUUCUGAAAUGCAACGCAUCACCGACCUAGAUCGCAUUGAAGAAUCGAUACGUCCGCUGGGACCAACCUUGGUCAAUCUUUAUUUUCGCAUUAUGCACCGCACAUUCCCGAUCCUGGAUAAAGCUGUGUUCUUGGAGAAAUAUGCCCGCUCAUACCGCGAGUUUUCUCCACCACUACUUGCUGCCGUUUACCUUGUCGCGCUAGACUGGAAGCUCUUUGAUCGAACUCUUGCUACUGCACCUCGGACACCAGACACUGAAGCUCUGGAGAAUCUAGCAAUGCGAGCCAUGGACGACGAUCUGAAGCGACCCAAGCUCUCCACAUUACAGGCUGGCCUGUUGUUAUUGCAGAGAAUGAGGUCUUCUAAUAGCACCUUUCCUGCGCAACUAGUAUCACUCGGGCAAACUUUGGGAAUUCAUAUUGAUUGUACAGGUUGGAAAAUUCCAGAAUGGGAAAAAGGUCUACGGCGACGUCUGGCAUGGGCGCUAUACAUGCAGGAUAAGUGGGGCGUUCUUGUGCACGGGCGACCGCCUCUCAUCCCUGCUCAUAUUGACGAAGAUGAUGGGACAAGCGACUGGGAUGUUGGCCCAUGUACAGUCAACGACUUCCCAGAAGAAAUGACCGGUCAAGAGGAAAAUGGGGACGAAGGUGUAGAUGGAUCCGCGGGUCGGGCGGCAUUCCUGCAAUCUAUUGAAUUAACAAAGAUCUUCAGCCGGAUUGUAUCCACUUUUUACUCAGUCGGCGCUACCAAAAAAGGCGGACGACUUGAGCGGGUUGGACCGUCUGGAGCUAUGAGCCUGGCAAAACCCCUAGCGAUGGAGUUACGCGAAUGGCAUGCGGGAAUCCCUGCCCUCGCUGCGGCUAUCGACGAACGGGGCAUUGCAUCUCUCACACAUGGCAGCAGAGCUGACAAUUCAUCGCGCAUUACUCCGCAUAGCUUGCCGUCUCUUCGUUCAGCCAUUAGAACCGCUGCCCGCGCCCGACUCAUGUCAGCCAUGAAGUUGAUUGGAUCAUUUCAGCCAGAACACAUUCAAUCAUUCUGGGGAUAUGCAGCAGCAGCUCAGGUGGCUUUGGUGGGUUCCUUUGCUGGUCUUUUGUGGGCAACGAGUCCUCAAAUGGAUGAAGCAGCGGGGUACGUCGAACAACUGGAAAAACUUCGCUGGGUCUUGCAAGUUCGGGCAUCCGCUGCUCCAUUUGCUCGCGAGGCACUUCGUAUGCUCCAUGAAGAGGUCGGUGAUUUGGCUGCUGUAAAGGAAGCGACAUUCCGAGACUCUUAG